CGACCAUUCACUCUCGCUGUCGGCGAUGUAACACACCGACAGCAUCCAUUCGGGACGCACUGGAAAUGAUGCUUAGGCUACUGUAUUAUUUGUGCGCUACAACAAAAAGCACUCUGGCGUGUGUUCGCCUCAACUAAUUGUUGCUUUUUCAGAUGAGAAUCCCUCCCUGCAGGCUUAAAUUACAUCUCUGCAGCAUCCUUGCAGAGCAGCCUUUGCUGUCGAUUCCAUUUUUCCGGCUGCAUUUAGAGGUGCCAUCGACGGAACCGGAGAGUGGGCUCACAUAUCUGGACUCCCAGCACAGCAGCACCCUGGACUUGCAGCGGACGAUCUCAAUUCGAUGUGCAUGGAGUAAAUAAUUAGGAGUAAGAAAAAGUUAGGAUUUUUUUUGUCUUUCUUGUGCACGGAUUUAGGUUGAUGCGAAUUAUUAAGAGGCGUCAGGUAACCAGAGGAGAGGCUGGUGUGCAGAUGAGGAUUACGAAGUCGUGCUCGUCAGACGCGGCGCUGUUCACCUGGAAUACCUGAAGCUCUCCAAUGACACGCAGCUGCAUCAACUUAUCAACACUGUUGCAUGUUUUCACGACUGAUAUGUCGGCCCUCGUGGCCUCGCUUAUAGAUUUAUGUUUUAUAUAAGAUCGGUCGCGGUCGAUUCGAAGUCCUGACAGUGCCAUAACUCGCAGCAGCUGAAUUACACGCUACCGUCCCCUCAAGAGGAUGCUGCUUGAAGCGCAAUGAUGCCAGGGACUCGGAAGAUUUUCUGAUCAGGAUGACAUUUGGUUGAAACACUCGUGGACCGAAACACAGAAUCAACUCUUUUUUUUUCUUUCUUUCUUUUUUUUUGCGCCAAGAAGCUGCACCAGGAUCCGACCUCUGCCGAACUAGACUCUCGGUUUUCAGACUCGGUUCGGGGAGAUGGCCGCGAUUGCCAGCUCCCUGAUCCGGCAGAAACGCCAGGCGAGGGAGUCGAACAGCGACCGGGUCUCUACUUCGAAACGUCGCCCCAGCCCGAGCAAAGACCCCCGCUCUCUCUGCGAGAGGCAUUUCUUGGGGGUCUUCAGCAAAGUCCGUUUCUGCAGCGGCAAGAAAAGACCCGUUCGGCGGCGACCAGAGCCGCAGCUGAAAGGCAUCGUGACACGACUGUUCAGCCAGCAGGGCUUCUACCUGCAGAUGCAGCCGGAUGGAACCAUCGACGGCAGCAAGGACGAGAACAGCGACAACACCCUGUUUAAUCUUAUUCCUGUGGGUCUGAGAGUGGUGGCGAUCCAGGGGGUGAAGAGUGGCUUCUACAUUGCCAUGAAUGGCGAGGGCAUGCUCUACAGCUCGGAGAUGUUCACGCCGGAGUGUAAGUUCAAGGAGUCUGUUUUCGAGAACUACUAUGUGAUCUACUCGUCCACUGUGUACCGGCAGCAGGAGUCGGGCCGGGCCUGGUUCCUUGGCCUCACCAAGGAAGGACAAGUCAUGAAAGGCAACCGGGUCAAGAAGACUAAGCCCUCGUCGCACUUUGUGCCCAGGCCCAUUGAAGUUUGUAUGUAUAGGGAGCCGUCACUGCAUGAGAUAGAGGACAAGCACCGCUCCAGGAAGAGCUCAGGGACUCCCACCAUGAACGGAGGGAAAGCUGUCAAUCAGGACUCCACAUAGCAGCAGGGGGAGGGGCUUCCAACUGGGGGCGUGGCCUCAUCCUGACUCAGGGGGAGGGGCCAUAGGAAAACUCCCCCCCCCCCUCCUCCCCCCCCAAUUACGCACCACCAUCCCCUCUGAAAAAAGAGGGAGUUGGGACGACGAUGAGGAGCAAUUACUGUAAACCCAUGACAACAAAAACAAAAACUGAACUCUUGCCUGUGACAACUUUUAGAUGAAUUAAUAUGAAACCAGAGGAUAUAUAUAUAUAUGUAUAUAUGUAUGUGUAUGUAUGUGUGUGUGUG
Molecule: messenger RNA, 1919 nt
Organism: Thunnus maccoyii (southern bluefin tuna)
Lineage: Eukaryota; Metazoa; Chordata; Actinopteri; Scombriformes; Scombridae
Gene: fgf12a
Product: fibroblast growth factor 12a
Exons: 5
Coding region: 910-1635 (241 amino acids)
Biological process (GO): positive regulation of cell population proliferation; fibroblast growth factor receptor signaling pathway; animal organ morphogenesis
Cellular component (GO): cytoplasm
Molecular function (GO): growth factor activity; fibroblast growth factor receptor binding
Source: RefSeq, a predicted model, not a curated record